CAAGCUCACGAACAUAUCGUCUGAUGUUGCUGGAAAACUUUUUAUUAUAGUCACUGUUCAAUUGUUUCUAGAGCCAUACGAUCUACGGAGCCUAGAAACCUGGGCCCGGAAGCAUCAACAUCACAAAGAUAAGAUCAAACCAUCAUCAUGCGUGCUCACGAUGCUAUGCAGAGCGACGAGGCCAAUGAUGCUGCUUGGGAGGCUGCCAGAGGAGGUGUUGCAGGUGCAGUCAAGUGGGGAAUAGGUGCCGCAGUGUUGGGUGCUGCCGGAUAUAUCUGGUCGCCGUUGUAUCGAUCCAUGACGAUUCAAUUCAAAGUGUAUUUACAAAUGUGUGGCAUGGUACCUGGAGCUAUGAUCGAGGCAGACUCACGGCUCAGAGCAUACGAGCACCGAGUGAGAAUGCAGCGGCGGUUGAUGGGAGACAGGGCUAAAUGGGAACGAUAUGAGGAAGAAUUCAUCAAAGGUGAUGGCAAGUGAUCGCCUCUGGCGCGGAAACAGAGUCCCUAUGAUCUCAAUCUCUCACUGAAAGGUCUUGACUGUAACUGCUUGGGGUAUAACGGCGUACAUUUGUCACAUUAGAGAUGACCA
Molecule: messenger RNA, 588 nt
Organism: Fusarium oxysporum Fo47
Lineage: Eukaryota; Fungi; Ascomycota; Sordariomycetes; Hypocreales; Nectriaceae
Exons: 2
Coding region: 148-477 (109 amino acids)
Source: RefSeq, a predicted model, not a curated record